AUUUGUGAAGCUGUGUCUGAAAAAGUUGAGAUUAUUUCUUCGAUGUGACCGUCAGAACUGUUCUCAUCAAAUUCUAAGGAAAGGACACAAAGGCACAUCUAAUUUAAUUAAGGUUUCUGUUUUUUCCCCCUCCUGUCUAGCAUGAGUCCCUUCUUCAUGAUGUCUCUCCUCUUUGGCCUGACCUUUGGUCAAACAGCAUCACUUUGUGCUCCUUCAGAGUACACAAUCCACGUGGAGAAACGGGAGUGCGCCUAUUGCCUGGCCAUCAACACCACCAUCUGCGCCGGAUUCUGCAUGACACGGGACAGCAAUGGCAAGAAGCUGCUACUCAAAAGUGCUCUGUCCCAAAACGUGUGCACAUAUAAAGAGAUGUUGUAUCAAACAGCACUGAUUCCGGGCUGUCCUCAUCACACCAUCCCUUACUAUUCUUACCCCGUGGCCAUAAGCUGCAAGUGUGGUAAAUGUAACACUGACUACAGUGACUGUGUUCACGAGAAGGUUAGGACCAACUACUGCACUAAGCCACAGAAGCUCUGUAACAUGUGAGCUUCCAACAGAACACAGCAGAAAUGUACCUCUCUGCUCAGAACCAAGAUAAAUAAAACAAUAUUUCAUAACAGGUUUGCAAA
Molecule: messenger RNA, 629 nt
Organism: Tympanuchus pallidicinctus (lesser prairie-chicken)
Lineage: Eukaryota; Metazoa; Chordata; Aves; Galliformes; Phasianidae
Gene: TSHB
Product: thyroid stimulating hormone subunit beta
Exons: 2
Coding region: 142-546 (134 amino acids)
Biological process (GO): G protein-coupled receptor signaling pathway
Cellular component (GO): cytoplasm; extracellular region
Molecular function (GO): hormone activity
Source: RefSeq, a predicted model, not a curated record